AUGGAGCACGGGAACCCUUGGAGAUUGUGGCAGGGGACGACGGAGCCCUGGGCGGAGAGUCUGCAGUGCCAUUCUUGCCGCAAGAUGCGUGAUAUAAGCGACGGAUGGUACUGCCCCGAGUGCUUGGAAGGGCACCCGCGGAAGUUGAAGGAGUUAGAGCUCGAGAAAGCAUUCUUGACCUUGACUAACCAAGAAAAGUUCGCGGACGUCAGCUUGAUCGCCGCGGACGAUCCCAACGGAGUCGCGGUGCUUUCUCCUGUGUGUUUCUCGCUUCCUCCUCAGUUCAAUUUACAUUUUUUUAGGGGAGCUUAUCAUCUGAAAUCGAAAUUGGCUGGCCGGUCCCCAAACUUUAAAGCCAUAAUGGAAGAGGGCUGUGCUGACACGAUUCAAAUAAGAAAGGUAUCGCAUAAAGCCCUUAAGGCUUUCAUCAAAUACCUUAACUCUGCUGAGGUAGCGCUAAGAGAAAAGUGGGCUGAGGUACACAAGAAGAGUGGGAUCAGCUUCUACUCGGUGCACCCUGGUUGGGCUGAGAAACCAGGAGUUGCCAAGAGCUAG
Messenger RNA from Eucalyptus grandis, 555 nucleotides. RefSeq lists its product as uncharacterized. Bases 1 to 555 code for a protein of 184 amino acids. The record is from RefSeq and is a predicted model, not a curated record. The transcript has 4 exons. Lineage: Eukaryota; Viridiplantae; Streptophyta; Magnoliopsida; Myrtales; Myrtaceae.